This is a messenger RNA of Girardinichthys multiradiatus, 2992 nucleotides long. Its product is annotated as cyclin-dependent kinase 17-like. Gene Ontology annotation, cellular component: cytoplasm; nucleus. NCBI's taxonomy places the organism in Eukaryota, Metazoa, Chordata, Actinopteri, Cyprinodontiformes, Goodeidae. Gene Ontology annotation, biological process: protein phosphorylation. The transcript has 17 exons. The record is from RefSeq and is a predicted model, not a curated record. Gene Ontology annotation, molecular function: protein kinase activity; ATP binding. Bases 390 to 1964 code for a protein of 524 amino acids.
UAGCUCAGCGGCCGGUUGGUGGCAGAAGGCAGAGUCAGCUGGCGUAGAGGGACCGACACGGAUCAACUAAUCGCUGCCGCCCCCUCUGCCGUGGUCUGCUCGACGAACAACCCUUCGACGGAGCUUCCUAUCCUGUACAGGAAGAGAAACUUUGAGGUGUAAGCCACAAAUCAUGGCUCUGGACGCUUUGACCCCGCUGAUAUAAGCGACACCGCGGAGGAGAAAGGAUCGACCUCACAGAAACCACAGCAGCUGCUUUGGUGUAUUUUUUUUUUUUUUCUCGCUCGGAGGGAACGACGGCAUCCGGCCUGAGAAAAAGAAGCUCCGAGGUCGGGGACUCCGGUCGGAGCAGUCUCCAUCGCUUCUGGCCUCCCCUACCUGAGAGCUCCAUGGAGAAGAUGAAGCGGUUCAAGCGACGUCUCACUCAGACGCUACGAGGCAGCCACACCAUCGACGAGUCGCUGUCAGAGCUGGCUGAGCAGAUUACGAUAGAGGAGAAUGGACUGAAGGACAGCGAGCCCAUAGUGAGGAACGGCCGUCCUCCGUCGGCCCACAGCGUCCACUCUUUCCUUCACCAGUACACGGGCUCUUUCAAGAAGCCGCCAAUGAGACGGCCGCAGAGCGUCAUCGGAGGCGGCCUGGGUCUGGUCAUGCCUCGCAACGGCAGCCGCCUCGAUAUUGUUCAUGAGAAUAUAAAUAUGGGGUCAGACGGGGAGAGCGAUCAGGCAUCGGGGACGUCCUCUGAUGAGGUGCAGUCUCCCACGGGUGUCUGUCUGAGGAACAAAGGAAACAGACGGAUCUCUGCUGAGGACUUGAACAAGCGUCUGUCUCUACCAGCCGACAUCCGGAUACCUGACGGCUACCUGCAGAAGCUGCAGUUCAGCAGCCCACCCUUCGAUCAGCCACUGAGCCGACGUUCCCGCAGAGCAUCACUGUCAGAAAUCGGAUUUGGGAAGCUGGAGACGUACAUCAAACUGGACAAACUGGGGGAGGGCACGUAUGCAACUGUUUUCAAGGGGAGGAGUAAGCUGACGGACAACCUGGUGGCGCUGAAGGAGAUCCGGCUAGAGCACGAGGAGGGGGCCCCAUGUACAGCUAUCAGAGAAGUGUCUCUACUGAAGGACCUGAAGCACGCCAACAUCGUCACGCUGCACGACAUCAUCCACACGGACAAGUCGCUGACACUGGUGUUCGAAUACCUGGACAAAGACCUUAAGCAGUACAUGGACGACUGCGGGAACAUCCUGAGCAUGCAGAAUGUUAAGAUUUUCCUGUUCCAGAUUUUGCGAGGUUUGGCCUACUGUCACCGACGGAAAGUCCUGCACAGAGACCUGAAGCCCCAGAAUCUGCUCAUCAAUGACAGAGGAGAACUCAAACUGGCUGACUUUGGCUUGGCGAGGGCCAAGUCCGUGCCCACUAAAACAUACUCCAACGAGGUGGUGACGCUUUGGUACCGUCCUCCUGACGUGCUGCUGGGUUCCUCGGAGUACUCCACGCAGAUAGACAUGUGGGGGGUGGGCUGCAUCUUCUACGAGAUGGCUGCCGGCAGACCCCUGUUCCCCGGUUCCACAGUGGAGGACGAGCUGCACCUAAUCUUCAGAUUGUUAGGCACUCCUACAGAAGACAGCUGGCCUGGAAUAUCCUCCAUCGACGAGUUCAGGUCCUACAAGUUCUCCAAGUACAAGCCACAGCCUCUGAUCAAUCAUGCACCCAGGCUGGAUAACGAUGGAAUCGAACUGCUGACUUCAUUCCUAAAAUACGAAUCCAAAAAGAGGAUCUCCGCUGAUGAAGCAAUGAGGCAGCCGUACUUCAGGACCCUGGGACUGCGCGUGCACACACUGCCAGAGAACAUGUCCAUAUUUACACUGAAGGAGGUGCAGCUGCAGCGAGAUCCCGGCUACCGGAGCUCCUCGCAUGCCGAAUCAGGCAACGGAAAGAACAGAAGACAAAGCAUGCUGUUUUAAAAACUCUGGACUGGACUGUUUUAUUUUUAUUUUGAUGAGAAGGACCUCGCUGCAGACAGAUCAGUUCCUAGAGGUGGAUGGAUGUGUUGAAAUGAUCUUCAUCACUGGGAAACCUCACCUGUCCCCAGUACAACUCUCCCUCCCAGCCCCUCCAUCCUCCUCCCAGGUUUAGUCUGAACCUGGCUCCAAUAAGAGACAUUUAUUUACUGUACAUUUAUAUUUAUUGACAGAAGAUCUUGCUGCUAAUCCAACUACUGUUUAGAAUUCUAACUGGCUCAGUCACUUUAAUGAACACAUGCCAUGUGUAUAGAUUUUUAACUUCUUUUUUUUGUGUGUCUUUUUUUGAGUUUUGAAGUGGCAUAUUUUUUUGUCUAUCAGUGUUUGUUUGGUCUCUCUUAACACGUCCACUCCACCUUCACAGCUCCUUGUGCGUUUGUGGCGCGCAGACAGAGCGACGUUUCUGUAGCAGCUCAGUGGAGGUCAAAUGUUUUGUCUGUUCUAAACGGUGCUGCACAAAUCAUCUGUGACCAUUGAAGGCUUCCGAGGCCAGGUUUCAUAUAAUAACUGAUCGCUUUCGCCCCGACCCGAAGAUGUUCCCCGAAUGCCGGUGCAAAGCUCGUGUUCUUCUAAGACGCCUUGGUCUCAGUCAUGACCAAGGAAACAAAAGCAGGGAUAGAGGAAUUACUAACAAGGGCAUUACUGGAAGAAAUCCUCCAUGUUCUACUUUAUUCUGGGAGUCAUGCGAGUUUCUCUUGUUUUUUUCUGCCUCCAUCUUUGUGUUGAACCAGCCUGCUCCGUUGUGUGAUGAAGCACACAGCAGGUGAGCUCCUAAACCAGGAAGCGCUAGGUGUAGUUCUGCCUCCCCCUGGUCAUCGCUCAUCCCUCAGUGUUACAACAAAUGUUUUCUAUGAUGUUCUUUAACUUUACUUGUGAAUAACAGAUAACAGUGUGGGAUUGUGUUGCAGAUGCCCCUCCCAUGUUUGAGUUUUUUUCAGAGUAAAAGAAAUUAAAUUUAAAGUUUAAACAAA